UGUCAGUGUCAUUUGAGGUUCGCAAUUUCUUCUACAGAUUUUGUGAGAUAGCCUUGAAAAAAAAUCAGUUUUAUGUGUUUGAAUAUUCUAAUGCCUCGUUGAUGGAUGAAUAUUGAUUCGAAAUAGUUUCUUUUGAUAUUGAAAUGAAAACAAUGUGUAAAUAUUUCCACUCAUGCAAACCUGUCAAGUAUUUUCGUUUUUAUGAUUAAAGUAAUGCCAAUUGUCCAAGGAAACAGUGCAUAAUGUAGUUAAACCCUAGAAGUUUUUACUGAACGGGUGGUUGACUUUUAUUACAUUUGACCAAGGACAUGUACAUAAUAAAUCAUCGUCACUCACGCCAUUCGUCAAUAUCUGUAAGCUCCAGAACAUGCUCUCCUGCUGGCGAUGAAUACCUGACCAAACCAUGGAGAAUCGUGGUGGAUGGGGUGAUGGCGUAUCAGGUGCUGCUGGAAAUCUUACAGAUGAUUCGCAGGUGGAUCACGAUCGAGUACGGAAGGAGUUUUAUGCCACCUACGACGUCAUGACGGGUGUGCGCAUAGCCGCCACGCUCGGCGGCUUUUUCGCGUUAAUGGUUUUUUUGAUCGUCUACAAAAGCCGAAGUAAAUCGGUGAAGGCUUUGAACGAUCCAAAACUUGUCGAACUAGCAGAAGCCGUUGUAGCCGAGGAACAAGCAGUUGAAGAAGAAAAACAACUUGCAGCUGCUCUGGAAGAAGCGCUAUCGGAGCGAGCGCGAUCGCGUCCUUCGAUUGGCGAAGAACCACCAUGGCCACGGACCUCUCGUUUUGCAUCGUAUGGCGGUGGUUACGGUAGCCUAUUGACACCUCCACGACGGCUUUCUACAGCCCGUGGUGAGUCUCUUCCUGGAUCUGCGCUGCGAUUCGCAGAGCGUCGCGCAUCUGGAGGACCACGCGACCGUCGGCUGAGUUCCGCCACUUGCUCCAGUUCCGGAAGUUCAUAUCUAGAACGACGAGGGUCUUCAGUGGUCUGUGCAUUGCCAGAAAGGCGUUUGUCUCCUUGCCCAAGUGAGCGUCUAGCUCCAUUGGCUUCAGUUGGUAGCGUAGGAACGUCCUUCGCUGUGGAAUGUGAAUUAGUGUCUGUUGGUGCGGACUCUGUGUUCGCUGAGGACGAUGACUCCACCGAUGAUGAGGUGGAACAGUUUUCGACUGACAGCGGUGGAGGUGAGCACGGGGUGGGUGGCGAGAGCACUGAGCUCUCAAGCCGGCCUGCGCCACCGCUUCGCAUUGACCGAGUGUCACAAUCGCGGGAAACGUUGUUUUAGUCGCCGUCGUAACUCGUUGGCCGUUGAUGUUACUCGCACAUUAAAAUAUCGACUUUUCAAUAAAGGUUAAUGAUUUUUAUUAUAAAUGUGGUUUUGUAACAUAUCACAAAGACCUUGCAAAUUAUGACAUAUCAUUUUAAAUUGACCAAAUUGACACAUUUAUUUAUAUGGAAACUAUUACAAUUAGUGUGUGUUUAUGUACCUAACCUAACGGGUCUGACAUGAUUGUAACAUUUGUAACUAUGUAACUUAUUUAUUUCGUUAGGUUUAUGAAAUUUACUUAAGAAAGGCACACCCAGAAGAACUUCCUUGUGAAAUUGUCGAUAUUUUAAUAUGUAACAUAGAAUGUAAAUAGUUUGUUUUUGUUAUUAAUUGAUGUUUCACGUUGAUGUUUUCAGACCAUGAUACAGUUACGAAUUUUCAUUAAUGCAAGUAGCUGACCAAAUAUAUUUUUGCUCAUGUAUUGUUUCGCUACCUAACGGUUUAUCGGUAUCGGUGCCAGUUGCUAGUUGACCUACCUGUAUAAAGAUUACACGAGUAACGAAACUGACUUAGUCACCAUUUAGUGUUCCUUGUAAGUGUAUGAUACGUACCUAGGUAAGGUAAAGAUCUGCCGAAUUAGUCGUUUAUAGGCACUUUAAUGUACUUAUUUACUUACCAUGACUAGUCGUUAAAUAGUUUUCGAAGAUUUGUCUGAUAUUGGCCAAUCUAUUUACAAUAUUUUCAAUUCUUCGUCGGGCUACUCAGAACGACUCGACUGUUUUAUCUUUACUAAUUCUGCAUUGCUACUGUGUGCCAAGAGUAGACGUGUCGUUGUCAAAUGUCACUGCUGCGACCCGCCCCUUUUGUGGUAGGUCGUUAAAUAUUUUGUAAAUUGGGUUCAUGACGGACUUUGCAUUUAAAUAUUGAAUUGUUAGAAAUUCAGCACUAUUUCAUGCGCUAUUCCACAAAGUCUUUUAAAAGAUAUAAAUCUUCAAAUUACAUGCAUUUUAAUGAUUGUCAGUGUACUACUACCUGCCAAGCCCAACUCCGUGAGAUAUUACUCUUUCCUAAUUGCCCAAACACGUUAUAAGAAACCAAUCUCUCGGCUACAGCCGACGUAAGCACACGCUGAAUUAAUUUGGGAUAUUAUUAAAAUAAAAAUAAGGAGGCAGUGACAUUGCCGUAAGUGGCACAUUUUUGAUUGAACAUGUCUGUAAUAAAAUGUACUUAGAUAGAUACUAACUUGUUAGGAUAGUUGUCAGUAAAAAAGUCAAUUUGAAAAUGUGUAAUUGUAUUAUAUUUAGUAUUGUUCGUAACUACCCUUAAAAUUUAAAGGGCUUAUAAGACCAAUUCGUCCUUUGAACAAUAAAAACGCUAGAAGCGGCCUAAAAUUUGCUCGAACCAAUCUCACAUUUCCAGAUAAACUGCCACUAUUCUUGUUUAGUAACAAAUGUUAGCGGACACUAGAGUUUUAUUGAUUCUAGUGUACUGCUGACAUCGCCACGCGCGGUUCGAUUUGAGGUAGAUUACCUACACACUAAGUCGUUUUUAUUACAAUUUAGAUUUACGUGUUAGUUUAUGUAACUGUUCGUUGCUCGAAUUAAAAAGAGCUCCCGGUAGCCUGUAAAAUGUUGAAAUGUAUGUAAAAAAAUGUAAAUAUAAAACGCAAGUCA
Messenger RNA from Leguminivora glycinivorella, 2934 nucleotides. RefSeq lists its product as uncharacterized. The coding region runs from base 404 to 1279 and encodes 291 amino acids. The record is from RefSeq and is a predicted model, not a curated record. The transcript is spliced from 2 exons. NCBI's taxonomy places the organism in Eukaryota, Metazoa, Arthropoda, Insecta, Lepidoptera, Tortricidae.